AUGAGUAAUAAUAAAUCCCUCAAAAGGAAACGCAACGACGACGGCGACUCGAAAUCUCCGACCAGUAAAAGCCUCACCGUAGACGGCGGAGAUCCUUACCCCGAACUCCUUAGACCUACCUCCGACGAAUGUAGAGACGUAAGGGAUGCUCUGCUCUCUCUCCAUGGAUUCCCUCCCGAGUUCGCCACUUACCGCCGUCAAAGACUCCGAUCACCAUUGGAGUCGGAUAAGGAGGAGGAGAGUGUGCUUGAUGGGCUUGUUAAAAUUCUUCUUUCGCAGAAUACCACUGAGGCCAACUCUCAAAGGGCUUUUGCUUCUCUUAAAUCUCAGUUUCCUAAUUGGGAAGAUGUUUUGGUUGCUGAGCCAAAAUUAAUUGAGAAUGCUAUAAGAUGUGGAGGAUUAGCUCCUAAAAAGACUGUCUGUAUCAAAAACAUUAUGAGCCGUUUGCAGAAAGAGAGAGGCAGAUUGUGUUUGGAGUAUCUUCGCGGUUUAUCGGUUGAACAAGUGAAAACUGAGCUCUCUCAUUUUAAAGGAGUAGGACCCAAAACGGUUUCUUGUGUUUUGAUGUUCAACCUUCAGCACAAUGAUUUCCCAGUAGACACUCAUGUAUUUGAGAUCUCCAAGGCGUUAGGUUGGGUACCGAAAACUGCAGACAGGAAUAGAACCUAUGUUCAUCUCAACCGCAGGAUUCCGGAUGAGCUCAAGUUUGAUCUGAACUGUCUGUUAUAUACACAUGGUAAGCUCUGCAGCAACUGCAAGAAGAAUGUUGCGAAACCAAAAGCUAAAGUAGCUUCUUCAUCUGUUGAUUGCCCUCUCCUGGGGUUUUCUGGUUUAGUAUAGAUAACCAAGAUUAUAACUUGUUUUUUGGUUAGUUCCAUAUGGUAGUUUUGUGGGUUUAGUAUCCCUUCUUGACUCGUUGCUUAUAACAGUAUUAGAA
This is a messenger RNA of Eruca vesicaria subsp. sativa (arugula), 937 nucleotides long. The record is from the annotation of a GenBank genome assembly. NCBI's taxonomy places the organism in Eukaryota, Viridiplantae, Streptophyta, Magnoliopsida, Brassicales, Brassicaceae.